AUGAGGCUCCAGAUCCGGCCUGGUCAGCUGGAUGGGUGCACGAGGCUGCUGCUGAUCUUCCUGGGCCUGCUGUGGGGCUCGGCAGCCGCACCCCAGGGCCCGCAGUGGCCCGAGCCCGUGUUCGGGCGCCUGGCGUCUCCUGGCUUCCCCGGGGAGUAUGGCAACAACCAGGACCAGCGCUGGACCCUGAGGGCUCCCCCCGGCUACCGCCUGGGCCUCUACUUCACCCAUUUCCACCUGGAGCUCUCCUACCUCUGCGAGUAUGACUUUGUCAAGGUGCCGACGGAGCGGGGGGUGACCCGGACCCUCUCGGGGGCUGGGGGCUCCCGACGAAGGGGCCCCGUGGUCGGGGGGUGGCUGGGCAGGGACACGUGGGAGCGGGGUCUGGCCUCCGAGGGAGGGAAGGAGGAACGGAGAGACGGCGGGCCUUGCGUCUUGCCCUCCCUCCCUGUGACCCCGACCCUACAGCUGAGCUCAGGGACCAAGGUGCUGGCCACGCUGUGCGGGCAGGAGAGCACAGACACGGAGCGGGCCCCCGGCAACGACACUUUCUACUCGCCGGCCUCCAGCCUGGAUGUCACCUUCCACUCCGACUACUCCAACGAGAAGCCCUUCACGGGCUUUGAGGCCUUCUAUGCGGCAGAGGCCUCCUCACCUCCCCGAGGCUGGAUUCCUGCCAAGCCAGCGGGAGAGAAGUCCGCAGAUCAGUCCAACACCAUCCCCGGUGCAAAUAUCAGUGACAGCCAUGCCUUCCGCCCUCCGACUGAGCCUGACGACAUCGACGAGUGCCAGGUGCCCCCAGGAGAGGCGCCUCCUUGCGACCACCACUGCCACAACCACCUGGGUGGCUUCUACUGUUCCUGCCGCGCGGGCUACGUUCUCCACCGCAACAAGCGCACGUGCUCAGGUCAGGUCUUCACCGGCCGGUCGGGGGUGCUCAGCAGCCCUGAAUACCCACAGCCGUACCCCAAACUGUCCAGUUGCUCCUACAGCAUCCACCUGGAGGAGGGGUUCAGCAUCAUCCUGGACUUCGUGGGGUCCUUCGACGUGGAGACGCACCCUGAAACCCUGUGCCCCUACGACUCCCUCAAGAUUCAAACAGACAAAGAGGAAUAUGGCCCAUUUUGCGGGACGACGUUGCCCAGCAGGAUUGAAACAAAAAGCAACGCGGUGACCAUCACCUUUGUCACGGAUCGGUCGGGGGACCACACGGGCUGGAAGAUCCACUACACCAGCACAGUUGUGGAUUGUGGCCCGCCGGAAGAUUUACCCAACGGCCAAGUGCAGUACGUCACAGGUCCCGAAGCGACCACAUACAAGGCGGAGAUUCAAUACCGCUCUCGGCCUUGCCCUGGUCCGGUGGCUCCACCUAAUGGCCGCCUCGCGCCUGUGCAAGCCCAGUACGUCCUGAAAGACCGCUUCGCCGUCUUCUGCGAGACUGGGUACGAGCUCCUGCAGGGUCGUCUGCCCCUCAGGUCAUUUGCUGCCGUGUGCCAGAAAGACGGAUCCUGGGACAAGCUGAUGCCGCAGUGCAGCAUUGUGGAUUGUGGCCCGCCGGAAGAUUUACCCAACGGCCAAGUGCAGUACGUCACAGGUCCCGAAGUGACCACAUACAAGGCGGAGAUUCAAUACCGCUGUAACGAGAUCUUCUACACGAUGAGAUCGGAGGAUGGUAAAUAUGUGUGUGGGGCUGAUGGAUUCUGGACGAGCUCCAAAGGAGAAAAAUCGCUCCCAGUCUGUGAGCCUGUUUGUGGAAUAUCAACUCGCACCGUAAGAGGGCGUAUAUAUGGAGGGCAAAACGCAAAGCUUGGCGAUUUUCCCUGGCAAGUCCUAUUACUAGGUCGAACUACGGCUGCAGGCGCACUCCUACAGGACAACUGGAUCCUCACAGCAGCUCACGCCGUGUAUGAGCAAAAAGAAGAUGCCUCCUCCUUAGAGAUCAGAAUGGGUGCCCUGAAGAGACUGUCAGCUCAUUAUACACAAGCCUGGGCCGAGGCCAUUUUUAUACAUGAAGGCUAUACUCAUGAUGCUGGCUUUGAUAACGACAUAGCACUGAUUAAGUUGAAGAACAGAGUUGUAAUCAAUAGCAACAUCUUGCCUAUCUGUUUGCCACGAAAAGAAGCCGAAUCCUUCAUGAGGACAAAUGACAUUGGAACCGUGUCUGGAUGGGGAUUAACCCAAAGGGGUUUUCUUGCCAGAAGUCUAAUGUUUGUUGACAUUCCAACUGUCGAUCACCAGAAAUGUACCGCUGCAUAUGAAAAGCAGCCCUAUCCAGGGGGAAGGGUGACAGAAAACAUGCUUUGCGCUGGCUUAGAAGGCGGGGGCAAGGACAGCUGCAAAGGGGACAGUGGAGGGGCAUUAGUGUUUCUAGAUAACGAGACACAGACAUGGUUUGUGGGAGGAAUAGUGUCCUGGGGUUCCAUGAAUUGUGGGGAAGCAAACCAGUAUGGGGUCUACACAAAAGUUGUUAACUAUAUUCCCUGGAUCAAGAACAUAAUUAAUAACUUUUAA
Messenger RNA from Puma concolor (puma), 2511 nucleotides. Lineage: Eukaryota; Metazoa; Chordata; Mammalia; Carnivora; Felidae. The record is from RefSeq and is a predicted model, not a curated record.